Oreochromis aureus is the source of this 2648-nucleotide messenger RNA. RefSeq names its product RAD54 like (gene rad54l). The coding region runs from base 317 to 2536 and encodes 739 amino acids. The transcript has 18 exons. Gene Ontology annotation, biological process: reciprocal meiotic recombination; double-strand break repair via synthesis-dependent strand annealing. Gene Ontology annotation, molecular function: ATP-dependent chromatin remodeler activity; hydrolase activity, acting on acid anhydrides; ATP binding. Gene Ontology annotation, cellular component: nucleus. The record is from RefSeq and is a predicted model, not a curated record. Lineage: Eukaryota; Metazoa; Chordata; Actinopteri; Cichliformes; Cichlidae.
GUUUGUUGCCCUUCCGGCUUUCCGUAGUGUUGUACAACAAUUAGCGCCAAGUUGAAUCGAGGAGGAAAAUGCGCCGUAUACUUUAUGUAUACUGACGUUAUCGUGAUUUUGCUAUUAACUUAACUAUAUACACCUAGUAGUGCGUUUCAUGUUAACGCUAGGAACACGUAUUUGUUAAACGAGUGUUUAUAGUACCGGAGGAGUACACCGGCACAGACAAGAAGCAGACAGAGGUGGUAACUACGGACAAACGCUAGCAACACGGUGAGGCGAGACGUCUCAGCAUUACCACAGCCACAUAGAAUAGACGUGGAAAAUGCGGAGGAGUCUCGCUCCCAGUCAGAUUGCCAAACGCAAGCAGGAGGGAGACUACUGUGAAGAUGAGUGGACACAUAAACCUGAGAAAAGAAGAAAAGGCGAUAAUGAAAUGAGAGAGAACCACAUUUCUUUCCAUAGAAAGCCUCUGACGCAGAUCAACAACCGUCCUGCAUGUAUGGAUGGUGAAAAACAUGAGGCAUUUAUUCAAAGUAUCCUGUCCAAGCCGUUUAAAAUUCCUAUUCCAAAUUAUGCAGGAUCACUGGGAAUCAGGGCACUUGGUUUAAAGCGUGCAGGAGUGAGAAGACCACUCCAUGAUCCUUUUGCCGAAGAUGCUCUGAUUCUUUACGAGCCUCCAGCUCUGAGUGCCCAUGACCUGAUCAAAGCUGACAAAGAAAAACUACCCGUUCAUGUGGUUGUGGAUCCAGUGUUAGGCAAAGUGCUCAGACCCCAUCAGAGACAGGGUGUAAAGUUCAUGUGGGAGUGUGUGACGGGCCGACGCAUACCAGGAUCUUAUGGCUGCAUCAUGGCAGAUGAGAUGGGGUUGGGAAAGACCUUGCAGUGCAUCACCCUCAUGUGGACCCUGCUACGCCAAAGCCCUGAUACUAAGCCAGAGAUAGACAAGGCCAUUGUGGUGUCACCUUCGAGCUUGGUACAUAACUGGUAUAAUGAAGUCAGAAAGUGGCUGGGAACACGUAUCACACCAUUGGCCAUUGAUGGAGGAUCAAAGGAAGGCAUUAAUAAACAACUAGAGAGUUUCGUUUCGCAGCGCAGCUUGAGAGCACACACACCCAUCCUCAUCAUUUCAUAUGAGACAUUUCGACUGCAUGCUGAGGUUCUGCACAGGGGAAAAGUUGGACUUAUCAUCUGUGACGAAGGCCAUCGGCUUAAGAACUCUGAUAACCAGACAUAUCAGGCCCUGAACACCAUGAGUGCCCAGAGGAGAGUGCUGAUAUCAGGCACACCCAUACAGAAUGACCUUCUGGAGUACUUCAGCCUGGUCCACUUUGUUAAUGCUGGUAUUCUUGGCACAUCCCAGGAAUUUAAAAAGCGAUUCGAACUUCCCAUCCUUAAGGGACGGGAUGCAGAUGCCAGUGAUAAAGAAAGACUGAGUGGGGAAGAAAAACUGAAGGAGCUAAUCAGCAUAGUCAACAGGUGUUUGAUAAGGAGGACAUCUGAUAUCUUGUCCAAGUAUCUUCCUAUGAAAAUUGAGCAGAUUGUGUGCUGCAGGCUGACCCCUCUACAGACAGAGCUCUAUAAACACUUUCUAAAGCAGGCCAAACCCAUUGAGACAUUACAAAAGGGCAAAAUAAGCGUCUCCUCCCUGUCUUCCAUCACAUCACUCAAGAAACUGUGCAAUCAUCCAGCUCUUAUCUAUGAGAAGUGUGUGGAACGUGAGGAGGGAUUUGAGGGGGCAUUAGAACUUUUUCCUCCAAACUACUCCACCAAAGAUGUUGAACCUCAGCUCUCUGGGAAAAUGCUGGUUCUCGACUACAUUCUGGCAAUGACAAAGACCACAACAACAGACAAAGUGGUGCUUGUCUCUAACUACACACAGACUCUGGAUCUCUUUGAAAAGCUCUGCAGAUCUAGAAGAUACCUCUAUGUUCGGCUGGAUGGCACAAUGUCCAUCAAGAAAAGAGCCAAGAUUGUGGAAAAGUUCAACAGCCCAUCGAACCCAGAGUUCAUCUUCAUGCUGAGUAGCAAGGCUGGUGGAUGUGGCCUCAAUCUGAUUGGUGCUAACCGCUUGGUGAUGUUUGAUCCCGACUGGAACCCAGCGAAUGACGAGCAAGCAAUGGCUCGAGUGUGGAGAGAUGGUCAGAAGAAGACCUGCUACAUCUACCGACUUCUCUCUACGGGAACAAUUGAAGAGAAGAUCCUGCAAAGGCAGGCCCAUAAAAAAGCCCUGAGCAGCUGUGUGGUGGAUGAAGAGCAGGAUGUGGAGCGUCACUUCUCUCUGGGCGAACUCCGAGAACUCUUCACUCUCAACGAAGAGACCACUAGUGACACACACGACAAGUUUCGCUGUCGCCGCUGUGUGAAUGGCAGAGAAAUAAGACAACCUGACAAUGAUGCAGACUGUAACAGUGACCUCUCCCAUUGGAACCACUGUUCUGACAAGAAGGGCCUGAGGGACCAAGUGCUGAAAGCGUCUUGGGAUGCUGCUGUAUCCUUUGUCUUCCACCAGCGCUCUCAUGAGGACCAGAUGGGUGUAGUAUAGAAGAAAGAAGACUGAGUUACACGACCACAUAUGCUGUAAAUAUGGAUAUUUAUGUUUUGUUGAGUUUUUCCACUUGUUUUAAACAGAAAAAAUAAAGGUUGAUAAUCAGUCA